UCCUUCUUUCAAAUCCUCUCUCCUUCCCAACUGCAAAAACAACCUCCCGAUUUUCUCUCUCUAAGACUGUCCAUGAGAGAUAAAUGGGCAAAUACAUGAGGAAGGCAAAAACGACAGGCGAGGUUGCCGUUAUGGACCUCUCUCUUGGCGUCCGUACCCGCGCCAAAACCCUAGCUCUUCAACGCCAAGCCAGAUUGCCCGCUUCUCCUCCUCAACCACAACCUGCUUCUUCCGCUCCGUCGUCUCCGGGCUCCGCUGGGUACCUCCAGCUACGUAGUCGCCGCCUCGUUAAGCCGCCGACUCUUGUAAAUGAUUCCAAGCGGCAAAAGCAAAGCCAAAAUAAAGAGGCGCAAAACCCUAACCCCAAUUCCGGAGUGCGGGUUGGCUCAACGGUUUCUGGAACUGACGGGUCGGGUCAGAAGAAUGAAGUGAGUGGAGAAAAUAAGGAAGAGGUUCAAGAGAAGAAAAGCGAUUGCGAAGAAAACAACAACAAUAAUGAUAUUAAUGAGAGUAAGGAUUUGGGCAUUGAGGCUUCGUUUGGGGAAAAUGUUUUGGACAUUGAAGGUAGAGAGAGGAGCACUAGGGAAUCCACUCCUUGCAGUUUGAUAAGGGACCCAGAAACCAUAAGAACCCCUGGUUCGACUACUAGACCAACCAGCUCAACUGAAACUCACAGGAGAAUACAGAACUCUGCACAUAGACAUAUCCCGACAUCGCUGGAAAUGGAUGAGUUCUUUGCCAGAGCUGAAGAAGAGCAGCAGAGACAAUUUAUUGAGAAGUAUAACUUUGACCCUGUUAAUGACAAGCCACUCCCUGGGCGUUAUGAAUGGGAGAAACUGGAUCCUUAGAAGACGUUAAUGUUCCAUCAGAACUUCUUUUCCUGCAAAUUCUCGGUUGAUCUUGAGCUUAGGAUUAUUUUUGAAAUAGCAGGAAUUAGUUUUAGUUCUAAUGGUGAUGGUUUUAUUUCCAUUUUCCAUCACCCCAGCACCCUUUCUUUUUUACCUGUAAAGAAAGAAGUAGGAUUAUGAAAAAUUGUGUAGACUAAUGGUCUGUAACAUAACAGGGGUUAGAGUUACACAACAAAUACAAAUCAAAAGUCCUUUGUCUAACAGAUCAUCUGAGAGGGGAAGGGAAAGAUGGUCUUAGGGUUAGGCUUCAGUCAGUUAGGUCAGUCUAUCUGGUACAGAAAUUUUCUAGAUUUCCUUUUUGUACUGUAUUUUCCUCCCCUUCUUUGUCUAUACUUGUACUGAUGGAACUCUUUUGAAAGCCUCUUUGGAAUAAAUAAGAUGACCCAUUUCCCCCUCUUCA
This is a messenger RNA of Jatropha curcas, 1308 nucleotides long. Its product is annotated as cyclin-dependent kinase inhibitor 5. Gene Ontology annotation, cellular component: nucleus. Gene Ontology annotation, molecular function: cyclin-dependent protein serine/threonine kinase inhibitor activity. Lineage: Eukaryota; Viridiplantae; Streptophyta; Magnoliopsida; Malpighiales; Euphorbiaceae. The record is from RefSeq and is a predicted model, not a curated record. Gene Ontology annotation, biological process: negative regulation of cyclin-dependent protein serine/threonine kinase activity.